Aplosporella prunicola CBS 121167 is the source of this 559-nucleotide messenger RNA. RefSeq lists its product as uncharacterized. The record is from RefSeq and is a predicted model, not a curated record. The transcript has a single exon. Bases 133 to 432 code for a protein of 99 amino acids. NCBI's taxonomy places the organism in Eukaryota, Fungi, Ascomycota, Dothideomycetes, Botryosphaeriales, Aplosporellaceae.
CUACCUAACCUAGCGCCCAGCGCCAUAUCGCCAACCCAACCAACCACUCAGCUCCAGGGUCCCGCGCCGUCAAACCCACCGCCGCACUUUUUUCUUUUUGGCGACCCGACCGACCGACCGCCCGACCGCCGCAUGCCCGCCCCGACCUGCCCUGCCGACCACCGCUGCUCAUCGUACGACCACGACGCACCGCCGCCGCCGCCGCCGCCGCCGCCGCCGACCCGACCACCAACAAACGGGCUCCCUCCUUCCCUCCCCCUUCCCCGCACCGCGCUAAAGCACUCCAGACCGCAAAGCACACCGGCGGCGCACCAGCGCGCCCCAGAUUUUUGGGGAGAUGAAAAAAAAGCCAGGCAGCUAGUCGCAACCACCAACCAAACCAACCAACCAAUACAUACGUACUGUACUCGCACGCGCACCCCGCCGCUUUAGCCCCAUUCGCUCGCUCGUGCCUGGGCGCCCGCCCCCCCUUGCUCCCGUCGUCCGGGAGCGGGGCACUGGGUCCGGGAGACGGGAAGCUAAACUGCUUUGCUCCAGUAGCUACUAGCUUGCCAUCGUA